GUGGAGCCGCGCGAGGAGUUGAGAGAACAAGAAGUUGAAAUGGCGGAGACAGAGUCUCGCAAACUGCUCCUGGUCCCGGAGAAUUUGCUGAAAAAGCGCCGCCGAUAUCAGGCGAUUAAAGCGACUGAAGCUCGGAGAGCGUUAGAGGAGAAGAGGAAGGUUCAGAGAGGAAAGCAGAUUCGCUUUAAACGUGUUGAGAAUUUUGUCCGCGAUUCCAGGCGAAAAUACAGAGAUGAGAUUCGUCUUAUCCGUCUGUCAAAGAAACCGGGAGACACUGCCAUUCCUUCUGGACAGAAAUUGGUGUUUGCAGUUCGGAUACGAGAGAUUCACGGUAUCAGCCCCCGGGUACGAAAUGUCAUUCAGAUGCUGAGACUUCGGCAACUGUUCAGUGGGACCUUUGUACGUUUGAACCCAACAUCAGUAAAGAUGCUUCAAAUGGUGGAGCCUUAUGUGGCUUGGGGGUCUCCAAACCUGAAGUCAGUCCGUGAACUGAUUCUGAAGCGAGGCCAGGCAAAGGUCAACAAGAAGCGUGUACCUUUAACUAAUAAUGCUGUAAUUGAGCAGCAUCUGGGGGUUCAUGGAAUGAUCUGUCUGGAGGACCUGAUACAUGAACUGUACUCUGUGGGGAGGCACUUUAAAGAAGCCUGUAAUUUCCUCUGGCCAUUUAAACUCUCUGUGGCCCGGCACGCUGCAAGGAACAGAGUGGGAUUCCUCAAAGAGUUUGGAGGAACAGGAGAUCGGGGGGAAGAAAUCAACAAGCUAAUUCGGCAGCUCAAUUAGAACCCAGGAUUCUGUGAACAAUUGUUGAGAGUCGGAUUGGUCUCUAUACUAUGUAUAGAAGCAUUCUACAGAAUGGUCACCCAAGAGCUUGGAUCACUGGUUGCAUCCUACCAACUCGUACUUAUUGCAUUAACAGGGCUGAGGGGGGAGGUGAGCAGUUACAGGAGAAUUAUUGGGGCGGUUGUGGGACCUUUUGCCAGAAAUGUUUAAUCAAACAUUAUUAACUGACAUUUUAAUAUUCUGGAAUUAAAUCUUGUAGAAUAAAAUUGUCGCUCAUUUUGUUC
This is a messenger RNA of Callorhinchus milii (elephant shark), 1064 nucleotides long. It is a transcript of the gene rpl7l1, whose product is annotated as ribosomal protein L7-like 1. NCBI's taxonomy places the organism in Eukaryota, Metazoa, Chordata, Chondrichthyes, Chimaeriformes, Callorhinchidae. Gene Ontology annotation, biological process: maturation of LSU-rRNA from tricistronic rRNA transcript (SSU-rRNA, 5.8S rRNA, LSU-rRNA). The record is from RefSeq and is marked provisional. Gene Ontology annotation, cellular component: cytosolic large ribosomal subunit. Gene Ontology annotation, molecular function: RNA binding; structural constituent of ribosome.